AUUUUUUUUGGAGGGGAAUUUUCGCUAUUUAGAGCCGCGACAUGUUUCCUUCUGAAUGAGUUUCCCUUUAGUCUCAUUCAUCAGAGUGCAGACAUCGUUACAGCGUCGCUAACAAGCUAUUACCGUGCUUCAGACGACGAACAUAUCAGCUGGAGACACAGGGCAGGGAUUACGAGCAUGGGUUCGGGAUGUUCUCACACAAGACAUGGCGUUUGAGCAUAUCAGAGUGAUCUACCCCACAGCUCCAGCAAGGCCUUACACACCUAUGCAUGGGGGACUGUCCCACGUAUGGUUUGACCGUUACAAAAUCUCUCGUGACUGCCCAGAGCAUUCAGAGUCUAUUGAAGAAAUGUGCAGUAAUUUAGGAGCUGUAGUCCAAGAUGAGAUCCGAGCCGGUGUACCUAAGCACAGGAUGAUUAUCGGCGGCUUCUCUAUGGGAGGAGCCAUGGCAUUACAUCUAGCCUGCAGGUACCACCAGGAUGUGGCUGGAGUCUUUGCACUGUCCAGCUUCCUUAAUAAGGGCUCAGUUAUCUAUCAAGCUGUUGAAGAUGCAAGAGGACGUCACCUACCAGAGCUUCUCCAGUGUCAUGGCACAGCUGACGAGCUGGUGUCACAUACUUGGGGAGAAGAGACCAGCAAGUUGCUGAAGAAAGCUGGCAUGACUACCUCCUUCCACUCAUUCCCAGGGUUAAAUCACCAGCUUUGCCGGCCUGAAUUGGAGCUCCUACGUUCAUGGAUCCUGCAGAAGCUUCCAUCUGAAAGCUCUUCCACUGCCAAAUCCUGAGUGGUAAAAACAUUACUGUUUUCCUCUGCAUAAACUGAUCUUUAAUAAAAUGUUCUAUUUCUCGUGUAGGUUAACAUGCAGCGUUUUUAUUUCCUGUGAAAUAAAAAUCUUUUUUUGUUGUUUGUUCUGUUUUAUAAACUGCUGAAUACAUUGCACCUGCUAUUGAUAAUUUGUUUACUAUGCAACAUAUUCAGCUCGGAAGAACAUCCAUGUGUAUAAGUGUGGGUUAAUACAGCUAUAAAACUUUUCUUUGGUGUUUGUGCUCUACGGACAUGUGUUGCCCUUGAAAAAACUGCAGUUAUUGUGCACAUUUCCCAGCUGGCAGCAGGAACCACAUUAAAGUGUUGGCUGAAACAGUGCCGCUGUGCUGGGAUGGCUGUUUCACUGAGCCUGCUUUCACUCACUAUAGUUGUGGUCAGGCUGGAGCUGCAGGUAAAACUAUCACACCAGAAAGCAGGAAUGCCACUCAGCUUUGUGGUCUGAAGUUGGAUUCCUACCCAUUUGACACCCUUUCCGUUUCCUGCAGGCUUGUAGUAGAUCCCUCGUCUUCACUUUUCCUUUUUCCCCCCAUAAGCACCAAUGUCGCUCUUUCUUUUGAAAUCUGUUAAACAUGUGUUUGGAGCUCUGGGCUUUUUGCUCAGUGGACUCAGGCUACAGCACCGAGUGCUUUAUUAAUGGUUAUUGGGAUGAAGUGGUUAGCAAAUUCACUGUGUUUUUUUCUGAAGUUGUGUUGACCCUUCGCUCAAAAUAUGCAGAAGGGCCACAGUGCACCUAUCCAGCCUUUUAUGGAAGCCCAGACAAACUUAAAUUGACAUAGUGGUGAUGGACUGUGUACAAGUAUGUUUAUAUGAAAAUGAGUAAGGGAAUUGUGUAAUGAGUAAGCUUGAUGAUCUGCAGUUUCUUUGUUAAAUGGUUGCCUGUAGAAGGUUAUAACAUAUCAAAGUAACUCAUCACAAGAUGAGUUACUUUGAUAUGUUGAGAUGAGAUGGGGACAUUAUUGACAAUUGGUGACAAUUCUUUUAUUAAUUAUAAAGCAGUUUAUGAUUCCUGAUCCAAUGUGAAUACAAUAUGAGCUGAAAGUGUUGUCUAGAUUGAAUUAUCAUGGAAAAGAAACAAUUUUGUGCUUCAUUAUAUUACGUUUAUGUCCUAUUUAAUGGCAACUUAUAAACCAAGUGCCCAAAACAGUUUGGCAGGAGCAAUGUCAUGUUUUACAAUAGCAAUAACAUCUGUGGAGGUGAAAUAAGCCUUGAUAUGUUAUGUAGUGCAUGAGCCCUCAAAUGUCCAAUGUUUUCUGCUGUAUAUGUGUAUUGUAAUACUCUUUAUUACAUUUAUAAUCUGAUAUGAAAAUAGUCAAUUAUGGCACAGUGCAAUACUAAUGUGAAGCUGAUUCUUUUCCAGUAACAGCUUAUUUUUAGUGCUUAUUUCUGGUUUACCACUCCAAUUUGCCACUGCUCACAAUUUUUGCAUGUAUUAAAAAGUGGCACAUUUUAUUUAUAGUUAAAUUUAAUGUUGUGGAAUGUCUGUGAAGCAAGUUAGUUCCUGUUAUAGCAGCUAAAACAGUCUGUUAUUUUAGUAUUCUUUCUUUUUUCCCUCUCUCUUUUGAAGUUUAAUGAGGCAGAAAAACUGCAGCUACCUCACAGACUUCCAUCCUGAAGACUUUAUCAUGUCAGAAAAGUUACAGCAUUACCUCUGAUUGUUACGAAACGCCGAAACCGGAGACUCCUUCCAAAAAUCUCUCAGAAAGCUUUAACUUGUAAACAAUGACACGCAUUUUUACAUGUUUAGCUUCAGCAUACAAGUCUCUAUGUAAGUUGUUACUGUAGAAAUAGUAAUGCAUUAGAGUGAGUGCUGUUAUAGAAAAUUUAUUUACACCUUCUGGCCAAUCAGCAUUCAGCAGCACUGUGGUACAAUCUUAAAUACACAUGCUAACCAUUAGUACUCUCAAACAUUUACUCAACAGUAAUAGUGAAUAUCCUCCCAUCCUCCCUCCCUCCCUCUCUCUCUCUCUCUCUCUCUCUCUCUCUCUCUUUCUUUCUCUUUUUAACCCCCCCCCCUUCAUUUUCUAACUCUAGCUGUGCUUCUGUGCCAGCAGCAGCUCUCUCUUCUACCCUGCAGUCUCCCACACUCUUGUGCGCCCCCUCACUCCACCCCAACCUUCACUCUUCCUCUCCUUCAGCACUUCACUUCCUUCACUUCUACUGUUAGGGAGCUGGGGCCAGAUUGAAGUUCAGACGUUUUUAUGAUUUAAUGCCCGGGCUAGGUGGGGGUAAUGAAGAAGGCUCCAUGCCGUCUACUCCUUAUGAGUUGAAAUCAGGUAAGGAAAUAAAAAACUGUCAGAGUCUUUAAAAGGAAAUUACCUUUACAGUAGGGAAGCAGUGAAGUGGUUGUGGUCAGACAAAUGUCAGUGUGAUAUCAGACUCAUUAUUGUUGUCCAUCAUUCAUAUGUAAUAUCCUCAUACAGACUCUUAACAAUCUCAGUUUAAAUGCAGUGAACUCUUCGUGACUCUGCUCCAAAUGAGAUGACUUCCUUAUAUUUUCUCAUAUUACGCCCUCUGUCUCUCAGCAUUCAUAUCCUAAGGAACUUACAUUUUUCUUUGACAAGCCCACCUUUCUUUAAGUUGUGUUUCAUCCACUUAAAUGAUAAUCCGCUUCACAGCGCAUGUGUCAGAUGGAAAGAAUGCUAAUCUGGAAGAGGUGCAGAGCUUGGGCUUUUUGGCAGCCAGUUUCCACUGCACACUAGUUUCCAUGUGGUGCCGCUCCAGAGGCCUAGAGAAGCCUGUUUAGGGAACAAAGGUGUUGACAGGGUCCAGAUUGCUUUUUUAAAGGGUCAGACUCUACUGGACAACUGACCCUCAACCUAAAACCACAAUUUUGUGUCAAGCUAGAGCGAGAGAAGUGGACUAGGAACUGUUACCAUCUCAGCAAGUAAAUGUAGACCAUAGGAAUCAGUAAGUCACACAUGCCAUAUGAUCUCCAUCAACAGACCUUCAUCCUUGAGUUGAGGUUUAUAACCCAAACAGUUGUUCAUUUAAAACAUACACCAGGCUGUAAACUGUGUAUUGAGCUUCUGACUAUUUUGCUAAACUUGGGAGUCAGUGAGGUAACAUUAUAAAUUAGCUAUUUAGAUUAGGUGUAAAACAUGAGGUGUGUAGUGUUGUAGGAAAAUCAUCAGUAACAGGGUUGAGUGAUGCAGUCUGAGGCAAACCAGAGGACAAUCACUACCUCAAAGAUGAUUAUUUUUUUAUAACAGCAUGCCCAUUGUGCUGUAGGAGAAAAGUAUUUAUGAUAUUCUGACCACUCAGAAUAAGGAUUUCAGCAGAACUCUGAUGUAAUAGCUAAAGGAAGUAAAAAAGGGAGAUCAAUUUUGCAUAAGCAAUAUAAGCAGUAGUCUUUCUUAAAAUCUGUUUUGCAAUCUGAUAUUCCAAAUCUGAUCAGGAAAUAUGCUGUUGUGAUUCAGAGAACUCAGGAUCUGAGUCAAGUGCUUACGCUCAUACAGAACUGUGUAUGAUCUCAAUGGUCUCCAGAGAGAAAUUAGAUCUCCGUGGCACAUCUUGACUUGGCAAUAUUUUCCCACUCUUUCUUGCGAAAACAUUCUAGAUCCAUCAAAUUGUAAGCGCAUCUCCUGUGCACAGCUCGCUUCACAUCACCCCACAGAUUUUUAGUUGGAUUCAGGGCUGAGCUCUGGCUAGAUCAUUCAAAAACAUGGAUCUUCUUUUGGUUAAGCCAUUCCUUUGCUGAUUUGGAUGUACGCUUUGGGUCAGGUUUGUUAUGCUGAAAGGUGAAAUUCUAUUUCAUUUUCAGCUUUCUAGCAGAUAUCUGAAUGUUGUGCACUAAAAUUGACGUAUUUGUAGCCUAACUUGAUAAAGGCCCCAUUGUUGGCUGAAGAAAAUCUGCCCUAAAGCAUGAUGCUGCCACCACCAUGCUGCACAGUGUGUAUGAUGUUCUUUCAAACAUACUUAUUGGAAUUGUUCUCAGACUAUAAUACAUUUUACCACAAAGACUAUAAUACAUUAAACCAAGGGUUUAGUUGCCCUUGGAUGUUUUAGUGAGAAAGGGCUUCCAUCCUACCCCAUAGCCCAGAUAUGUGAAGAAUAUGAGAGAUUGUUGUCAUAUUCAGAUAGUAAUCAGGGCUUGUGAGAUAUUCCUGCAGCUCCUUUAAUGUUGCUGUAGGUCUGUUGGCAGCCUCCCUGGUAGGUUUCUGUCUGGUCCUUUUAUAAAUGUUUGGAAGGACGUCAUGUUCUUGGUGAUAUAACUGUGGUGUGCAAUUUUCUCUAUUUAUUGAUGAUGGCCUUUACGGUGUGCCAUGGUACAUAUUUUGGUAAUUCUCUCCUGAUUGAUACCUUUCAACAAAUAAGAUGCCAUGCAUGCUUGGUAAGUGCUUUGUGGACUAUGCCUUCAGCAGUCAGAUGAAACCAAGUCGAUGUGAAGAACAUCGUACAGAAACAUCUGGUCUUUAUUUGGUGUUAAUCAGAAUCAUUUCAUUGAUGACAGCUGUAUGAUAAUUACUUUUGAACAUCAGAUUGAAUGUGAUUAGUUCACUCUGAACACAGACUCAUCCUCCAUAUGAAACUUUUAUUUUUCAUAUUUUCCCCUAAAAUGUUUCAGAUUGUAUUUCAUUUUUUAUUUCAUUUUUAAAUGCUGUCAUUUCACAAUGAGGUUCAAAAACAUUCUGAAAUGAUUUAUCUUUGUUUAUUUUUUUUUUUUUUUACCUCAUAGAAACCUGCCAUAUUAACAGGAUUGUGUAGACUAGUUUUCAUAUUCGUUGUAGUCAAACAGCUGUGUAGCUUGGAACAUAGCAUAUAUUUUGCUGGGAUGUAUGUUAAAUGCUGCUCUCAAACAUAGCAGGUAUAAUGGUUUUAUAUGACAGUGUUUUAUAUGGAAGUGUUUAAUACAGUCCAGUCUGCCUGUACCUUUUAGGCCUUAGGGGAAUUUUGGGUUAGAGUUAUCAUCUUGGCUCUUGCUGUUAACACGCUGUCCUUUGCGUGACUUAUUUGGCUGUCUGUAUGUUAUCGCCUAUAAUGACUCACCUUACCAAUGACUUAAUGCACAUCCUUAGUGUCCAUCAUAUUUCUCUUUCCUCCUCAUUUCCCCUUUCCUCCUUAAUUUUCAUUGCUUACAAAGCAGUCCGAGAGACUAACCGGCCACCCCUGAGUUCAAAGAGUGCUAUGCUUUUUUAUUUUUAACUUCUGUUUGUUAAUGGCCUUGUGGGGCUUCUCAGAAUUGUAUAUGGUGAGAUGCUGUAGUGUGUGUCAAGGUUGACAUAGGCACAGUGAACACUUAUUACACCCGGGUGUCUCAGGCAGUUGGAAACCAUCGUUGGACCUCCAUGCUGGCUGACCUACACAUUUAAACUCUGUGAGCUUCUGCCUUAGGGCCAUUUAUGCUGUGAGAGGUUGUUAAGAGAAAAGUUUUGCUUAGCUCAUCAAAAUCGUCCUAAUUCUUUUUAUCUUUUCCUGUUUCUUAUGGACGGGCUUUAUGACAGUUAAAUCAAGGCUUAACAGUCAGUUUGCUAUAUAAUGCUUGUAAUAGUAUCCACAUAAACAAAAUUGGCACUGUCUGGUAGUGUUUAGCCCUA
This is a messenger RNA of Hemibagrus wyckioides, 6359 nucleotides long. RefSeq names its product lysophospholipase like 1 (gene lyplal1). Bases 206 to 784 code for a protein of 192 amino acids. The record is from RefSeq and is a predicted model, not a curated record. Gene Ontology annotation, molecular function: palmitoyl-(protein) hydrolase activity; carboxylic ester hydrolase activity. The transcript has 5 exons. Lineage: Eukaryota; Metazoa; Chordata; Actinopteri; Siluriformes; Bagridae. Gene Ontology annotation, biological process: protein depalmitoylation. Gene Ontology annotation, cellular component: cytoplasm.